This is a messenger RNA of Pseudozyma hubeiensis SY62, 1017 nucleotides long. RefSeq lists its product as hypothetical. NCBI's taxonomy places the organism in Eukaryota, Fungi, Basidiomycota, Ustilaginomycetes, Ustilaginales, Ustilaginaceae. Gene Ontology annotation, biological process: post-translational protein targeting to membrane, translocation. Gene Ontology annotation, cellular component: Sec62/Sec63 complex. The transcript has a single exon. Bases 1 to 1017 code for a protein of 338 amino acids. The record is from RefSeq and is a predicted model, not a curated record.
AUGGCGCUUUCGAUCUUUGUGCCGAUCGGCUACAUUGCCACACUGGUGGUAUCCAUGUUGGUAUUCUCACGCAUCUACCGACGAAGAUCGGCGCUGAACAUGGCCAAGUCGUACCAGCCGUGGUUUGCCGAAGGACACGAAGCACGAGACAUUUACCAGACAUUGGUGGCUGCGGAUCCGCCUGCGCCGGAGGAGGUGCUCAAAGCGGCGUUGCUGAAUCGAGCCAUGACGGACGUCCGAAGGAUCAUGCGUAUGCGCGACGACAAGCAGGCCCUUGCCACGUUGCUGCAAAAAGGGUCCAUCGGUGACGAGACCAUGGCACGAUUCAAUCUGGCGGAGAAGGAGCUCGAAGCUGAGAUCCUCGAUGUGGUUUCCGAGGCCAACACGUUCAGGGAAGGCUGGGGACAGUUGAUCUUCCCAACGGCGAGCGAGAUGGUUGCGCACCUCAAGCACAAGGAAAUCUACUACGGCAUUCAGCGUCAGCGGGAAGCAGAGGUCAAGAAGUUGGAGGAUCAGGGAUUGCCCGUGCCGAAAGCAACGGUGGAACUGCCCCCGCUGGUGACACCACCUGGAACCAAGAUCGAGAUCCAAGGAGGACCGCAAGGAGGACCUGGCGGUGGAGCUACGGGAGGCAUGCCUCAGGGAGGACAAGGCGGACCGGGUGGACCCGAUGGACCUAGUAUCAACCUACCCAUGACCGGAUCGGGUGCCGAUGCGCGAGUGACGCUUCCUAACGGCAUGCAGAUCCACCCAGCACAGUUGGCCGCCUUGAUGCAAGGACCACUUCCGCCCAAUCUGCCCCCGCAGCAAGCAGCGAUGCUGAUGGAAGCACGUGCACAGCUACAGGCGUUGCAGGAACAGGCUCAAGCUCAGCACGAGCAGCAACAAAAAGCGACGGCGGAAGCAUCGAAAGCGACAGCCGGUGUCGCGUCCACGCUUUCGGCGGACAGCGGUGCUCCUCCCGCCGCCGCCGCUGCGACCAAGACGGCCACAGUGGAGGAUAGCGAUGAUGCAUAA